Aedes albopictus (Asian tiger mosquito) is the source of this 1903-nucleotide messenger RNA. Its product is annotated as biglycan-like. Bases 561 to 1520 code for a protein of 319 amino acids. The record is from RefSeq and is a predicted model, not a curated record. The transcript is spliced from 2 exons. NCBI's taxonomy places the organism in Eukaryota, Metazoa, Arthropoda, Insecta, Diptera, Culicidae. Gene Ontology annotation, molecular function: protein binding. Gene Ontology annotation, cellular component: plasma membrane.
CUCUACGCAGAGGUGGAAGCGAAAUUUGCAAACAAGCGCUAUAUUGGAUCCCAUCAGGACCUCGCAGUAGAGGCAGGCUCAGAAGCUCAUGACGGCGCAGCAUCAGCAAGGAAAUAAAGGAAGUCGACAGAAAUUUGAUCUGGCCACAAGUCAGGGUGAUGGCUGGCAAUCGUCCAGGAUGGAGAUCUUUCAAUUCGGCCCUCUGCACCACCGUGGGUGCUCAGGACUGAAAGUAAGUACCUAAGUAUAAUUCAUUCAAGCCUAACUUUUAUAAUUGAGUCACCCUAUUGCUAUUCGACAAUCAUUGUAUUUAUAGUUGACCUAGAAUCUGUAUAUGAAUACCAGAUUCCCGCAAAGAAAUGCUAGCGCUGACGUGCUCAGUAUUUAGGCGAUUUUACAGUUUGAUUGGUAGAUUUCGCUUCACUCUUUGCGGAACUCUAUUAUAAACAGACUCUUAAUUGACCAUUAAUGCGGACGUAGUGUGUCGGAAUUCAACGCGUGAAGAGUCGCAGUAUCAGUCCAGACGUCCAUCAUAUUACUGGUUCAAUAAAGUAUUCCAAAUGAACAAAGUCGUGAUAAUGCUGUUUUUCACCAAUGCACUUUGCUGCAUAAAAUCUUUAGUUGUACAACCAGAUCCGCAGUCAAAUUAUUUCAACAUUAUCAAUUUUCAUUGGCCACAGGAUGCUGCAGCGAUAGGGAAUUUGUCUAAUUAUGAACAAAUCCAUUUUAUAAACAUCAGUGCAGAUAUUGUUUCUCGUAGUAUCACGAACCAAUUGGAAAAAUGUGCUUGGCUGAAGUUAUCGAAUGGAUUAGUUGGAACUUUUUACAUAAAUACAUUAUUUUCCAUGAUUUUUAUUAGUAAUACGAAUACCGAGCACGUGAUAAUUGAGAAUGAACAGGAUUAUAAACUAGAAUCGUUGAUUAUCAGAAGAACCAAACUGACACGAGUGCCGAAGAGAAUUAACCAGCUGAAAUACAUAGAAUACUUAGAAAUUACAGGCAACUCGAUAGAAUUUGUUUCACUAGAUGAUUUCAAUGGAUUGAACAAUUUAUACACACUGGAUUUGUCAAAUAAUAAUAUCAAGUACAUACACAGUACGGCGGUUAGUUUACCAAAGCUCUCUCUUUUCAAAAUGAUUAAAAAUAAUUUAUACCAACUUGACGUAUGUAGCUGGAGAAUGCCAUCGAUCAAUAUGCUCGCACUUCGUUUCAACGACCUGAAGCACUUUGCCAUCGGUCACUUCCCCACACUAGAGUAUGCUACCUUGCAAGGCAAUCCGCUAAACUGUGCAUGGAGGGAUAGUUUUCUUAAGCUCAAUUUGAAUAAACAGUGGCCAGCAAUGAAUAGACUUUCUUGUGAUAAUAGAAGUCAAGGGAACUUUACACUGCACUGCCCUUCGACCCUAGAUGAACUGCGACAGCAGAAUUCCGGAUUACAGCUCGAGCUGAACAAAUUAAGAGAGCACAUUUCCAGCAGUCAAAGAUUAGCUGGUUUAACUAAGUACCGGCAGAAACUUUAAUGCAGAUUUCGGAGAUAGAUAUUGAAGCUGCAUUACAGAAAGUGGAAUCCAGAACCAUUGAGCAGCACAAAGAAGAAAACAUUAUUACAGAAACAUUGCACUGGAUUAGAGUCGAAAGGGUUUUCAAAGCAAGAGAGGACAACUAAUCAUCAUUGUAUUCUUUUUUACUUGUAAAAUCUAUUUAUAAUUAAAUAUUCUUGCAGCUUUGAAGCUGCACAGUUUGGCAACUAAAAGAUUGUGUUUUUCUUCUCACUUGCGCCAACAAUGUAUAUGGGGAAAAGUAUAGAACAACGUUACGCUCUAUCUUGUUCUAUUCUCAGUCAUGGACCCUUAAAAUGUUUACAUCAGUGCUCAAGUGAUAGCGCAAAGGACCGGCACUAUUG